This is a messenger RNA of Halichondria panicea, 896 nucleotides long. RefSeq names its product methyltransferase-like protein 17, mitochondrial. The record is from RefSeq and is a predicted model, not a curated record. Lineage: Eukaryota; Metazoa; Porifera; Demospongiae; Suberitida; Halichondriidae. The transcript is spliced from 9 exons. Gene Ontology annotation, biological process: translation. Gene Ontology annotation, molecular function: methyltransferase activity; structural constituent of ribosome. The coding region runs from base 1 to 804 and encodes 267 amino acids. Gene Ontology annotation, cellular component: mitochondrial small ribosomal subunit.
AUGUUAUACUUGUCGGCUGCCCACUCAUUGUGGGCGGAGUCUCUGUACGAGUAUCAGUGUGUGGAUGUGUCCAGUGAUAUGGGGAACCUUGCUAGAGUGCUGAGGGUGGGUGGGGAAAUCCCCCUACAGGAACCACACCCACCUACACCUGAGGAUAUACCAGGAGUACAUUUCAGACAAUACCUUCCUCUCUCAAACAAGGUGGGGUACGAUAUAGUGGUAGGGCUAGGGGGUCAUUCACUGGGGGAGGUCCAUUCCCUUAAACUGAGGAGAAUGUUUCUGGCUUCUUUGUGGAGAAAGACACGGAAAUAUCUGGUGUUGGUGGAGCCUGGUAACUGGACGGGGUUCAAGGUCAUCAGUGAGGCUAGGGAUAUGAUUCUACAGGCUGCUGGGAAGUGGACACGUUACGAGGAUGAGAGCAGUGAAGAGUUGGAAGGUCAUGUCUUUGCACCGUGUCCUCAUGAAUCAGAGUGUCCACUGAUACUGAACUCAAAGCUUCCCUGUCGCUUUGGACAGAGGGUACAGUUAGCACUGUCAGAGAGAAAUGGACCAUUGAAACACAAAGGAUAUCAUUUAGAGAACUUCUCGUAUGUAGUGCUCAAGAAAGGACCUAGGAAUCACGAUGAAGGUGUGGAUGGCCGGAUCCUUCAGCCGACCAAGAAGAGAACUAAGCACAUCCUCUGCAAACUGUGUACCAGACAAGGAGAGGUGAAAGAUGUGAUUCUGACAAAGUCCAAGCACAGAGACGUGUACAGAGAAUGCAGAGAGAGCAAAUGGGGGGACACUUUGACUGGUCUUAGCUAGCAUUUGUUGUAUUGGUUUUAUAAUGUUCAAUCACUCAUUUACCAAACAAAUUUUUACAAUAAUCAAGUUUACAAGUCCAUUGUUCAUAUAUC